This is a messenger RNA of Acaulospora colombiana, 785 nucleotides long. NCBI's taxonomy places the organism in Eukaryota, Fungi, Glomeromycota, Glomeromycetes, Diversisporales, Acaulosporaceae. The record is from the annotation of a GenBank genome assembly.
GCGUUGUUUGGGAGGAGACCAUAAUAUUGCUACCCUCUCAAGUUCGUUUUAUCUUUUUAUCCGCGACGGUUCCCAAUGCCAUGGAGUUCGCGGAAUGGAUUUGCAAAAUUCAUGCGCAGCCUUGUCAUGUUGUUUAUACUAAUUUCCGUCCUACACCACUGCAACAUUAUAUAUAUCCUUGUGGAGGCGAUGGCAUUUUUAUGGUAGUCGACGAGAUGGGGGUGUUUAAAGAUGAAAACUUUUUGGCAGCAACCCAGUUAUUGAUUCCAGAAUCCAGCGUGGAAUACAGUAAAAAAUCGUUGGUGGUGGAUAAUAGACGCAGAUCUGGGCCUUCUGAUAUCGUCAAAAUAGUAUCCAUGAUAAUGCAAAGUGAUCAUCAGCCCGUGAUUAUAUUUUCUUUUGGAAAAAGGGAGUGCGAAAACCUAGCUCGUCAAUUGAAAGAUAUUGAUUUGAAUAGCGAUGACGAAAAAGAACUGGUCCAAAGGGUUUUUAAUAACGCGAUCGAAGUGUUAGACGCGGAGGAUAGGCAGUUACCACAGAUUAACGCUUUGCUUCCGUUUUUGCUACGUGGAAUAGCAAUUCAUAAUUCGGGGUUAUUGCCAAUAAUGAAAGAAACCGUUGAGUUGCUCUUCCAAGAGAGUUUAAUUAAAGUGUUAUUUGCCACAGAAACAUUUGCUAUGGGACUCAACAUGCCGGCUCGUACAGUCGUGUUCUCAGAUGUAAAGAAGUUUGAUGGGAGUGUUCUCAGAUAUGUAUGUAAGAAUGUGAUCGCGUUUGCAGUUAGC